CUUCUUUUUUUGGUUUUCUUGCUGCUGUGCUAUCGUCGCAUCCAAUCAACCCCUUCCUUACACAAUGGCAGCCGCUUCGUCCAACAAGUCGCCACUCAAGUACAUGCCUGGCUUUGGCAAUCACUUUGCCACCGAGGCGCUUCCGAACGCGCUCCCCGUCGGCCAGAACUCCCCGCAGGUCUGCCCGUACAACCUCUAUGCCGAGCAGCUCUCUGGCACUGCAUUCACUGCGCCUCGCGUGCACAACCAGCGCAGCUGGCUCUACCGCAUCCGCCCGUCCGUCUGCCACACUCCGUUCGAGGCCGUCGAAGGCUCGGUGCGCAACAACUGGGAUGCCUUGCCCCCAAACCCAAACCAGCUCCGAUGGAAGCCAUUUGAUCUGCCCAGCAACGACGCCAAGGUCGAUUGGGUGAAGGGCCUGCGCACUGUCUGUGGCGCUGGUGAUGAGCGCGCUCGUCAUGGUCUUUCCGUUCACGUCUACGCCAUCAACACGUCCAUGGAUCACACUGCCAUGUACAACUCGGACGGUGACUACUUGAUCGUCCCGCAACUGGGCAAGCUGACCAUCACCACCGAGCUGGGCAUUCUCGAAGUCAACCCGAACGAAAUCUGCGUCAUCCAGCGUGGCAUUCGUUUCUCGGUGGCUGUAGAUGGCCCUUCGCGCGGCUACGUGCUUGAGGUUUUCGGCCAGCACUUCCGCCUUCCCGACCUCGGUCCCAUCGGUGCAAACGGCCUCGCCAAUCCCCGCGACUUUGAGACCCCUGUUGCUUGGUUUGAGGAGCGCGAUGAGCCCUUCACCAUCAUCUCCAAGUACCAAGGUGUUCUGUUUGCCGCCAAGCAGGAUCACACUCCCUUCGAUGUCGUCGCCUGGCAUGGAAACUAUGCGCCCUACAAGUACAACCUGGCGCAUUUCAUGGUCAUCAACUGCACCGCCUUUGACCACGCUGACCCCUCCAUCUUCACCGUGCUCACUUGCCCUUCGAACGAGCCGGGCGUGGCAGUCGCCGACUUUGUCAUCUUCCCCCCUCGCUGGGCUGUGCAAGACCACACCUUCCGCCCUCCAUACUACCACCGCAACUGCAUGAGCGAGUUUAUGGGCUUGAUCACGGGCGUGUACGAGGCCAAGGAGGAGGGCUUCCUUCCUGGCGGCGGCUCGCUGCACUCUAUGAUGACCCCGCACGGCCCCGAUGCGCCCACCUUUGAUGGUGCGAGCAAGGCCAACCUCAAGCCCGUACGUGUGGCCGACGGCACCCAGGCGUUCAUGUUCGAGUCGAGCCUCUCGCUCGCUCUGACCGAGUGGUCUGAAAAGCUCUGCAACAAGCUUGAUCCUCACUACUACGAAUGCUGGCAAGGCCUGAAGAAGAACUUUGACCGCAACUGGAAGCCCGCUGCUUCUCAGUAAACCGAGUUUCAGGAUUUUGUGGAAGCGUGCUUGUAUCUGUGGUGGUUUUCGAGCACGACAUUGAAGUGAUGCACCCCCUCUCGUCGACAAGCCAUUAAAAACCCAUUGUGAUUUGUUGUGAUUCUGAGCCCCCUUGUCUCCCACUCACUUCUCAUUCAUUUUCGAAGCCUUAAGAGAGCCGAAAAACAGCUUGAUUGGAAGAUCACUCGAUCACAGUGUGACGCGCCAGAGUCCGA
Molecule: messenger RNA, 1638 nt
Organism: Capsaspora owczarzaki ATCC 30864
Lineage: Eukaryota; Filasterea; Ministeriida; Capsasporidae
Product: homogentisate 1,2-dioxygenase HgmA
Exons: 9
Coding region: 65-1402 (445 amino acids)
Biological process (GO): L-phenylalanine catabolic process
Cellular component (GO): cytoplasm
Molecular function (GO): homogentisate 1,2-dioxygenase activity
Source: RefSeq, a predicted model, not a curated record